AUGCAGACGCGACUCCUGGAGCUUCCCGACCCCUCGCUGGACGUUGCCAUGAAGGCAGCGCUGGCAAUGGAAGCUACCGCUAAGGAUGCCGCCGAGAUUUCCCGUGCGACUGGCUCGCCGUCGGCGGAAGCGGCGGUCAACGAUUUAGCUACAAAGGGCAGUACCUGCGGUCGCUGUGGUGGUGCCCACUCCCCCUCACAGUGUCAGUUCUCUCAAGCACAAUGCUUUACGUGCGGGAAAACUGGGCACCUGGCACGUGUAUGCCGAAGUGGGAGGAUGAACAGCAAGCAGCAGCCUGAUUCAAGCACACGUACCACACAAGCCCGCGGCGAGGGUAGCCGACGCAAGGGUAUGCGGCGGAGCCAUGCGGCAGAAAGCUCAAGUUCUUUUGCGGCCAGGCUGCAUGCCAUGGCAGAGAACCCCCCUAUUUUCGACAUGUGGCACACAUGCUUUGUACCGUCGUCUGUGCCGCCGUAUAUGCUGACCGUCGAAAUCUGCGGGCACCCCAUUUCCAUGGAGCUGGACACUGGGGCCAGCGUAUCUGUAAUGGCCGGCAAACUAUUCAAGCGUACUUUUCCCGGCGUGUCCGUCGAGGCUUCGGGCGUGAUGCUUCGCAGCUCCUCCGGGCUACUCUACCAGGUCCAGGAGUACCCGGAAGCCAGCCUGCAUGUGGUGCAGAGCUGCCAAAUCUGCCAGGAGCAUCAGCGAGCCUCGCGUCAUGUGGAUAGCACCCCCUGGACGUUCCCACAGAGACCCUGGUCCCGCCUACAUGUGGAUUUUGGGGGACCCUUCAAGGGCCACAACUUCCUGGUGGUGGUGGAUGCCUUUUUGAAGUGGGUGGAAGUUCUACCUGUCACCACUCCGUCAGCAGGCGCAACCAUUGCAGCGCUACGACAGGUCUUCGCCGCCCAGGGGUUGCCGGAUGUCAUCGUGUCCGACAAUGGUCCUGCUUUCACCAGCACAAAGUACCUGUCCUGGCUGACAAAGAACGGAAUCUGCCGCAUGAUGGUUCCGCCGUACCACCCUGCUGCAAAUGGUGCAGCCGAGCGGGUGGUGCAAACCAUCACAGACAAGCUCAAGAAGAGCCAGACUGGGGAUUUUCGGACGCAGAUUGCCCUGAUACUAUUUAAGUAUCAGACCACGCCCCACGAUGUCACUGGCCGUGCCCCCUGUGAGCUCCUGCUGGGUCGAAUGGCCAAGACACCCUUGGAUGUCUUGCAUCCGGACCUCCGAGCCACAGUGCUUUUGAAGCAGCUGAAGCAGAAGCUGGCUGCCGACCAAGAGUGCCAUCCCGGGCCUUUGCCAGAGUCGGGAGCUCCAGUUUUUGUCAGGAACUUCCGUCCUGGCCCACCGUGGUCUCCCGGACAGGUGGUGCCUCCUGCCAGCGCCUCAUCACUGCUGGUGCGCACGCGAGACGGGGCAAUGUGGCACAGACACGCCGACCAUGUCAGGCCUCGCCUCGGGACCUGGCCAGCACCCUCGACUGCCACACCUGAGUUCUAG
Molecule: messenger RNA, 1503 nt
Organism: Dermacentor albipictus
Lineage: Eukaryota; Metazoa; Arthropoda; Arachnida; Ixodida; Ixodidae
Molecular function (GO): zinc ion binding; nucleic acid binding
Source: RefSeq, a predicted model, not a curated record